AUGACCAGUACUAGUGAUCACCCGGGUACCCCUCCCUUUCAAGUUAUCACAAUAUCUUUGAAUACCCUGAAUAACCUCAGGAAUGUGGAAGACAGCUCAUUCCAAUCCCUCAUGAGGCUGAUAUCUGCUGUGACGAACCAUUGCAAUGCAGACCCUGCUCCUACUCCCGCCGUGCUUCACACCUCCCGCCGCCGCCGCCGCCGCCGCCCCCGCCGCCACGGCAGCCUUGGAUCCUUUUUCUCGUUCCCGAAGAGGCCGGUCUUCCGGUUCACCUCCGAGUACGACAGCGACAGCUCCGUCUUUCUCCACGAGGUCCCCUGCAGGCUUCUCGACGGCCUCGCCAAACUCAAGCUCUCCUUCGGCGAUGACAGGAAGGGCGAGAUCGCCCAGCCUCGGCUGGCCUUCGUUUCCAAGCACACGUCCAGUAGAGCGCGCUCGUCAAGGUCGGCGUGCGACGUCGGGCCGAGGCUGCAUCUCAGCGCCGAACACGAUGUCAAGGCACAACAAGGAGAGAUGUCGCUGGUUGAGGACCUUGCCGAACCCGGUUAUGCGCUCGAGCUGUCGUCUCCCGUACAUACUGUGGGGUUGCCAAGGGCGACGGUAAAGUUCCCUCCUAGUGAAGUCUCACUGGAAGAAAGAGAAGAGGAGGAAGUGAAGAGAACGUUGUCAAUAAAUGGGAUUCUUAAAAGUCAAAUCUGGAAUGGAGCGUGCAGUGCCCCAUAUGCAGAGGAAGAACUGAAAGUAAGAUAUUCUUUUAAGGAUGAGGAGCUGUCUUUUAUCCCAAUCAUUUCUCUGCCCUCAAAUGCUCUCUCGGUUGCGCUCAAGCGUAGAUUUUGUCCUUCUAGCAAGUUGAGCUACUGGUACAAUUUCGAUACAGAGUACUGGAGUGCGGUCUAUGAGCAAACUUAUGGCAAGGAUUUCAAGUUUAAGGCUGGGUACGAUUCGGAGGUCGGCCUAGGUUGGGCAUCUCUUCGAGUUGGAGAUGAAGACGGCAAAGUGAAGACAGCGCCGAUCAAGAUGAAAUUUUAUUUCAUGCUCCAAGUGCCACAAGGCGACAUUAAUUCAUCAGCCUUGAUGUUCCGUGUUAAAAAGAGGUGGGAUAUAUGAUCAACCGCGUUGGAUGAGAGGGUGUUGUAGCAUGACAAUGCGCCGCUACUAUGCGUGUUCCGUAAGUUUGGUUGGGGCUCGAGCUCAAAGUGGUAAUGACUGGGAUUACGAUGACGGAAUCGACUCCUACGACGAACCGCCACUAGUCUGCUGUUUUGGUGCCGCGCAGCUGGAGUUCGUGCCGAUGGUGUGGGUCCACCACAACCAGCUGAACCCGACCAACCACCUCCACCGGCACCAUCCGAUGACCUGCAGCCGGCUGCGUCCUGCUCGUGGCUUCUCGCUUCUGAUUCCCACAUCUCGGAAACGGAGAGGACCUUUUCCACCAAAUGACGCCAAAGCAUAACAACAUUCUCCACGUUGCGGCUCAAUACCAGCAAGUACAUUUCAUCAAAGAUCUUCUUCAUUGUCCAUCAGGACCACUCCUUCUUUGGCAAGGUAAUUACAAAGGAGACAAUCCCUUGCAUGUUGCUGCUAAAGUGGGAAGCUGCGGAGUGGUUCGAGUCUUUAUUGAUCUGGCGAAAUCAGUGCAUUGGGAUGUUCAAAAUGGACAAGUUGAUUUGUGCAAAGAGCUUAUUCGAAAACCGAAUUCGAAUAAGGAUACUGCUUUGCACUAUGCAGUAAGAGGAGGCCACACUGGGAUGGUGAAGUUGCUGAUUGAAGAAGAUCCUCAAUUGUGUGAUAUUACUAAUGCUGCUCAUGAGUCCCCGCUUUAUCUUGCAGCAAAUCGAGGGCUCUUUCAUGCCAUUGAAAUAAUUUUAGGAGCUUCCUAAUUCUCAUCGUCUCAUAAGGGCCCUAAGGGAUUGACCGCUUUGCAUGUGACAAUUUUUCGCCUACCAACUGGUUGGUGGAAAAUCUUGGAGAAGAGACCAGAAGUGAUCAAAGAAGGAGAUGAUUUAGGGUGGACUCCUCUUCAUUAUGUCGCUUGCUUUGGUGAAGUCGAAGUAGUUCGACAACUCUUGCAACAUGAUACUUCUGUGGCAUAUGAUUUAGACAAAGCGGGGGAAUCUGCUCUUCACAUUGCGGCGUUUCAAGGCCACAUCAAUGUUAUUGAAGAGCUUAUUAGAUCUUGUCCUGAUGCUUGUGCCAUAAUAAACACCAAAGGGCAAACGGCUCUUCAUGCAGCUGUUAUGGGUGGACGAGUAAAUGUAGUCAAGUACAUACUAGAAAUGCCAAACUUGGAGGAUCUUAUCAAUGAACAAGACAUCAAUGGAAACAUGGCUCUGCAUUUGGCUGCAUUUCAUAAAAAAAUACAACAUCAUAUACAUACUUGCACGGGACAAAAGGGUAGACCGUUUGGCCACAAAUAAAGAUCAUUCGACCGCUCUUGACAUUUUUGCUGCUCACGACGAGGUCGGCUACAGAGCUGGAAAAGUUCAUCAUGUGUUGAAAGGAUGUCAUGGAAUCCAGUGUUAUCAAGACUGGGUCAGGGAAUAUGUUAAGAAGAGGUUAGACAAGCAAUUUGUUGAGGGCCAACCAGUUGUCUCGAUAACCAGAGGAAUUAAUACCGGCAACCGAGACAAUGUCGAUUCGUCAAAAAGAAGCAUUAUCGACCUUCAGCUACUUGUGGCAGUGCUCAUAGCCACAGUGACCUUUGCUGCGGCCUUCACGAUGCCUGGGGGUUAUUACGACGAGGGACCCUACCGAGGAAUGCCAAUUCUUGCUGACAGGCCUGCUUUCAAAGCCUUCGUGAUAUUUAACACAACUGCAUUCUGUUUCUCCAUCCUGGCAUUAUUCUUACUAUACGAUCCUUCUUUCUGGGGCGCUCGCCAACAGGUGAGAUACAACACCGCCGCAGGAUGUUACAUUUAUUUUGCGAUAUGCGGGUUGGUGCUGGCCUUUGCUUGGGGUACAUAUGUCGUACUGACCAGAACCAUCGGGCUCGGGAUUGUUCUUUUUGUUGUGUUUGGAUGUCUCCUGACUAUGCACCGCAUCGGUAUUUUCCUUGACCCCGAGGUUGGUUUCUGGUUGCCACGUAGCACUCUCAGGAGAUUCGUCCGAAACAUACUGUUUGAUUAUGGGAUAUUCUAGGAAAGCUGCUAACAAGUUUGGGCCGUGUGCACGGGAUAUUUUCAUUUUUGCAUUGUUAGCCUUAUUUUCCGGCAGUUUUAUGUCAGCUGUCAGGUUUGAAACCCCUAAAAGUGGACCUGUUGGAUUGAGAAUCGGCCAAAUAGCCAUGUAAAAGAUGAAUGGAAAGCGGAAAAGGCCAACAAGUUGAGACUUUUUGUGUAUGUGAAGGAUGCACAAGCCGAUUGCAUCACAGUUAGCCAAAUGAA
This is a messenger RNA of Eucalyptus grandis, 3383 nucleotides long. RefSeq names its product outer envelope pore protein 37, chloroplastic. Gene Ontology annotation, biological process: monoatomic cation transport. Lineage: Eukaryota; Viridiplantae; Streptophyta; Magnoliopsida; Myrtales; Myrtaceae. Gene Ontology annotation, molecular function: monoatomic ion channel activity. The record is from RefSeq and is a predicted model, not a curated record. Gene Ontology annotation, cellular component: chloroplast outer membrane.